Messenger RNA from Pelagomonas calceolata, 1076 nucleotides. The record is from the annotation of a GenBank genome assembly. NCBI's taxonomy places the organism in Eukaryota, Pelagophyceae, Pelagomonadales, Pelagomonadaceae.
UGACACCUGUUAUCGAUGCGAAGGAGCGGCUCGGACGCGAGCCACGAUGAAUCUCGAUGCAACUCAAUGCAACCAGGGAGCGAGCACGAUGGAUAAGGGCGGAUAUCGAGCGCAGGAAGCAGGCUGGCGUGCUUGCUAGUGUCUUACCGCGCUAGCCCGGAACACAGUGCCUCUGCGAUGUGUCCCCAGACCAGGCGAGCUUUGGUUUGCGAUAUAGGAGGCAGACGAGGAGCCCCAAAAACCGAGUCUUGAGCAUCUCUGAGCUGGGCUUUAUUGGCUUUAAUUCGGCCCUAACACAGCCAUACGUUGUGGCUUCAGCGCAAAACGCCACGGUUUAUAGUUAAAAACCAGCUGCCGAGCAGUGUUGCACCAGUUUCGCGCAGUUGGCGCUGCAACAAAGCUGACAGCUAGGACCAUGGCGCCUCUGGCACGACGACUCUUGGCCUUGACGGCAUGCACCACUCUUGCCGCGGCCCUGGCGCCGUCGGGCCUUGGCGCCGCACCAAAGCGCCAGCUCACGCACGCGCGACGGCACCGCGCGCCGACGCGCGGCAUGAUGCAGAUGAAGCGCAAGGGCAAAUCCGGCAUGGGCAAGGGCAUGGGCCCGCCGAGCGCCAUGGUCGAGCAGCAGCGCCAGUACGCCGAGUACCAGAAGCAGCGCGAGGCGUCGGGCCUGCCGUCCUUUGAUUUAUAUGUGAAGGGCCCGAACUCGCCGACGUGGUACCCCGCCGGCUCGCUCGGCGGCGACGAGCGGUCCAAGGACCUCAUCGAGUCCUACAUGACGGACUGGACCAAGGGCUUCGCCAAGGGCGGCAUCGACCGCGGCGUCGCGUCCUCCUUAUUCCCCGAAAAAGCCAAGUUCGUCGCGCAGUGCCUCGCGACCUACCCCCAGCUCAAGAAGGCCAAGGACGCGCUCAAGUUCGGCUACAAGGUGUCCUACCCGGGCCUGCUCGAGAAGCGGCCGGAAGCCAAGGAGGUCACGGAGCUCUCCGAGGACAUGCAGGACAACGCCUUCGAGAAGAUGAAGAAGAACAUGGGCUUCUAGGCGCCGUGUUCUCUAAGCGUGUGUGGAGGCU